Molecule: messenger RNA, 3298 nt
Organism: Limulus polyphemus (Atlantic horseshoe crab)
Lineage: Eukaryota; Metazoa; Arthropoda; Merostomata; Xiphosura; Limulidae
Product: enhancer of polycomb homolog 1-like
Exons: 13
Coding region: 729-2219 (496 amino acids)
Biological process (GO): regulation of transcription by RNA polymerase II
Cellular component (GO): piccolo histone acetyltransferase complex
Source: RefSeq, a predicted model, not a curated record
AUUAAAAGUUCGUAAUUUCAUUAAGGGGAACGUGAAGAAAUCUUUAGUUUAGGUCUUAUAUUGGAGAAAUGACAGAGAUGGGCGUUGUGCAGUUGAAAUUAUGUUUCAUAUGUUGAUUAGUGUAUCUGUUUUAUAUUUUCACACGUGGAAUCGAUAACAUACAUUCAUGAAAAUGUCGUAGGGAAGUUAGGCCUAACGUUAUGUUAAAAUCGGGAAUUGGUUCUAGUUUGAGAAGAAAAUAAUGACUUGUAGUUAUAAGUAUGACAGGAAAGAGUUAGACUGUAUAAUUAAGAUAUAAGAAAACGUUUAGGCUUUAGAAGUAGUAAACUUGGAACAGUUUAUAUUGACUGAUUGUAUUUGGUGUUUGGUAUAAUAAUCAAGAGUAAGAUUAUGAAUAUGAUUACAAAAAGAACGUUGGGUCUGAGCAACUACUGUUAAGCCUACUUUUCAGAACCUGAAUUCGGGUAGAGACUGGAGUGAUAAUUUUGAUACACAGUCUUGCACUGCAUUAUACAUGUCCAAUAAACACUUUAACGUAUUUCUGUAAAUUUAAAACUUGAAAUUAGCUGAUGUUAGUUUUGAAUUCAGCUAUUGGCCUAAGUAUAGGCUUUAAUUUUAAAUUUAGUCACAUGUAUCAAUUGAAUGAAACAAAAUUUUUAGAAAUUUUAUUGAAUAGAUUACCACAGUGACAUUACUUUCUUUUGUUGGACUUGAUAACAGGAUUGAAAAUGAGCAAAUUGUCAUUUAGAGCACGUGCGUUAGAUACAUCAAAACCAAUACCACUACUCAGGUCUGAAGAAAUUCCAGACCUACCAGAUUUUGCAGCAAUCAACCGAGCAGUACCUCAGAUGCCAACAGGAAUGGAGAAAGAAGAGGAAUGUGAACAUCAUUUACAAAGAGCGAUAUCAGCUCAACAAGCUUUUGGUCAUACAGGAGAACUAGUUAUUCCUACACCUGAAGUAUAUACUACAAUUGAAGAAAUAUACCAAUCUUUGUAUCCUGCAGAUUACAAGGUUUCAAGACAACUUAGACAUAUGCAGCCCUUUGCAGUUGAUCAUGAUAUUCCUGACUAUGACAUGGAUUCAGAUGAUGAAAGAUGGCUGACACAACAAGCUAAAAAGAUGGAAGUUACACCUCUACAGUUUGAAGAAAUGAUGGAUCGUUUGGAGAAAAGUAGUGGGCAACAAGUUGUUACACUGAAAGAAGCUAAACUUCUUCUGAAGGAAGAUGAUGAUCUUAUUAUUGCAGUUUAUGACUAUUGGUUGAACAAAAGAUUGAGAAUGCAAUAUCCAUUAAUUUUGCAAGUUAAAACAGAAAAAAGGGAUGGUUCAACUACCAACAAUCCUUAUGUAGCAUUUCGAAGGCGCACAGAGAAAAUGCAAACAAGAAAGAACAGGAAAAAUGAUGAAACAUCUUACGAAAAAAUGUUGAAAUUGAGAAGAGACCUUAGUAGGGCUGUUACAUUGUUAGAAAUGGUCAAAAGGAGAGAGAAAACAAAGAGGGAACAUCUUCACUUGACCGUUGAGAUUUUUGAAAAAAGGUAUCAAGCUGGAGAUUACACAGGACAAAUUUUAGCAGAAGUGUCUGCAUUAAAGCUUGCUCGAAAAUCUUAUAUUUCAUUUAAAAACCAACUUGUAUCUAAGCAUGAAAUACGAGUAACCAAGCACAAGCUAAAAAGGCGUAUGGAUGAAGGAAUACCAAGAAGAAGAAGGGAAUACAUAAAAAAGAAAUACAAGCAAGAAAUUUCCCUAUCUUUGCGCAGACAGCUUUCAUCAGCACAGAAGAUUGACACAGAAAUAAAUUAUUCAGAUAUAUUUAGUUCUGAUGAUGAUGGCUUUUCCCCAGUUACCUCACCAUCAGAUGUGGAGGAUGAUGAUGAUCCUGAUGGAUCUUUUGUAUUUAGAAGAAAGAAGUUUUGCUAUUACCAUGCACCUCUAAGGGAAAGACUAGGAAACUGGCCUUGGUGUAACCCUCAAGAGGAAGGUAAAGGUAGUCGUAACUAUAGGUUUUGCUUAACAUCGUUACUGUUUCCAGAAAGGAGAUGUAUAGGUUUUGCAAGAAGGAGAAUGGGCAGAGGUGGCAGGCUUUUGCUCGACCGUGCCUGGACACCCCUAGAUGAUUAUUGGAGCAAUUUAGAUGUAACAUUCAACAACUCGCUGUUAAAUGGGAUUCCAUCCAAUACAUUUUUAUCAGAAGUAAUAAAUGAGUGGUAUUUAUAGUGGAACUGCAAGAGCUGUGCACAUUUCACACACCACUUCUGUCUUCAUUUUAGGGUUUGAUAUCUUUUUAAGAGUUUUAUAUUUGAAUAACUUUUAAAUACACAGAAUAUUUUGAAGUUUCAGGUCUGGUCAACCCCACAAAUACAGUGUUCAGUUAUUUUUUAUUUCUUUACUACAAAAUAUAACAAAAGGAUUUUUUGAAAACUUAUUUUAAAUUUAUAAUAUAUAUAUAUAUACACAUUAUACAUAGUAAUUUCAAACUCAGAAACUGAAUUGAUUUUGAAUAUUUGAAUCAUAUACACAUUUACUGUUCUUCUUCUGAAGAAGAAUAGGUAAUAUUUUGAAAUCUCUGAGCUUCUGGGUCUUUUCAAAGUCUACUUGAAUUUUUAAUAUUUUUUGUGAUCCAUCAUGCUAAUUCUUUUAUCAUGGCUAUUUUAUACAUUGUUUGAUGUGUUUCAACGUGUGAUCUGACUCCGUUCCUCCAUAUUCAUAAUAGCAGCUUUUUCACUAAAAAUUAAAUGUUGUGUGAUUAAAAAGAAGGAAAUGAAGAAAAGUGAUUAUAAGUGGGUAAUAAUAACUAAUUCCUUUUCAUAUAAAUAGGUUUAAAAGUUGCCAUGUUUCUAAUUGUCAGUGGAAUUGAAACAGUAUAAAUAUUACACACAGUUUGUAAUUGGUAUUUAGUACUAUUCUUAUUUAUACAUUUACUUAGGCAGACUGAUGCCAGAAUAACUUUCAUUACCUGUUACUGUUACUCACUUGUAAUACACAACCCAAAAGGAUUUAUGGUUUUAUACAUUUUGUAAUCUGGCAUUGUUCAGUUUAUUUCAUGCCCCACAGUGGCACAGCGGUAUGUCUGCGGACUUACAAUGCUAGAAAUCGGGUUUCGAUACUCGUGGUGGGAAGAGCACAGAUAGCCCAUUGUGUAGCUUUGUGCUUAGCUUCAAACAAACAAACAAAAGUUUAUUUCUGUUUAUAUCAGGUUUUUCUUUUGCAGGUGAUCCCUUUUUUUGGUUUUCACUUGGACUAAAAUAAUGCAUUUUGAAGUGUUUUUAAGGCGAAAACUUUUUUUAAAUAAUUAA